This is a messenger RNA of Rhipicephalus microplus (southern cattle tick), 1414 nucleotides long. Its product is annotated as chitotriosidase-1. NCBI's taxonomy places the organism in Eukaryota, Metazoa, Arthropoda, Arachnida, Ixodida, Ixodidae. The record is from RefSeq and is a predicted model, not a curated record. Gene Ontology annotation, molecular function: chitin binding; chitinase activity. Gene Ontology annotation, biological process: chitin catabolic process; carbohydrate metabolic process. Gene Ontology annotation, cellular component: extracellular region.
UUCAGCCACGUUUGCUAUAUGGAGUCUCCGAUGAAGUCACCAGAUGCAUUACCUUUCGCAAAGGUGGAUGUGGAUCUGUGUAGCCACAUCAUUAUGGGCUUUGCUACCGUGGGAAAUGACUACAGUGUCGACCUCAACCCUAUCGGUGGCUACGAGGCACUCACCUUCUUUGCUGAGUUGCGCAAGAAAAGGCCCUCGUUGAAACUCAUGGUAUCAGUUGGAGGCGGAGGAGGUGACAAAAAUUUUAAAGAAAUGACAUCUACUGAGUCCAACCGCCAGAGGUUCAUCAACUCGACUGCGUGGGCACUGCGCACAAAUAACAUUGAUGGACUUGACUUGGAUUGGGAGUUUCCUGAAGUGUCUGAUGCAGCAAAUUUCGUCAGUCUUCUCGAGGAAGCCUCUGUUGAACUUAAGAGAGAACCACUGCACCCUCUUCUUCUCUCUGCGGCUGUCCCCGCUCCAGUAACACUAGUUAUCAACCGAUACCACAUUCCCGACAUCUCUAAGUCCGUGGAUUUUGUCAACCUAAUGACCUAUGACCUGCACGUGUAUCAGUGGUACCUGCCAUUUGUUGACCAUAACAGCCCCCUAUUUCCGAGAGCUGGAGAACUUCCCGUGCUGAACAUGCUCAACCUGGCUUCAAGCGCCAACUUGUGGGCUGAAUUAGGCAUGCCGAGAUCAAAAAUUAUGGUCGGAAUACCAACAUACGGCCUUUCUUGGGUGCUCGCAAAUCCUUCUAACUGGAAGGUUGGGUCCUUGGCAACCGGACGCGGCAAGCAUGGCGACGGCUUUGUAUCUUUUGCAGACGUGUGUGCACUACUAAAGGCUGGUGCACAGAGAGAAUAUGACGCCGAAUCAAAGGUACCAUACCUCCACGAAGAAAAACUGUGGGUGAGCUACGAUGACCAAGAGAGCGUCACACUCAAGGCCCUGUGGAUUAUGAGCAAUGGAUACGGAGGCACAAUGACUUUCAGCUUGAACGCUGACGACUGGCAAGGGAAAUGCGGCAACGACACGUUUCCCCUCCAGAAGGCAAUUGCGAAUACAAGCGAUGGCAGCAGCGCACAGGGCUUUCAAUUCCACCCUUAAAGAUAUAACAACCCUGCACAUUUAACGAUGCUAAGAAGCUCCACUUGGUGCAAGCUUCAAUUUGGCAGCUCGGCAUUUCUUCCCCUGUUGUUCUUGAGGUACACCAACGCUGGAAGUUUAGACACUAGGCGCUAUAAUAAAAUUAUUAAUUCCUUGCGUGCAAAUAUCUUAGAUGCUAAAGACAAAGCACGCCCUAGAAUUGAACUUAUGAUUACAUGCAAACCAAAAAGCUAUGCUUUGUGACGGCAUAUCUUCCAUUCUGAUUAUUCUCCAUGCCCAUGAAACAAAACAAGCAAUUUAAAUAAAGUUUGGACUCUGAAAAAAG